AUGGAUUCGUCUGGCUCCCAGGAGAAGAAACCCGUCCCUCGCUUCGCCAGCUUCAAGCCUCCUCCUCCGCCCGAAGCUGAUCGUCCGCCCGAGCGCCCGCGUCGCGACAACACUGGCCACGAGGACAAGUCGAGGUCUCAUUCAGAGCGCCACUCGAGACAUCGGAGCCAUCGUGAUCGGUCUAGAUCGCGAGAGCGUCGCCGCAGACACAGGGACAGGGAACAUCAUUCACAUAUUAAUAAGGCCAACCACCAUGAUCGCACCACCUCCGAAACCCCGCAUACUUCGUUGUCCAACCGCGACGCUACGAAGAAGGACGAUGCGUCGGACCUCUACGUCAUUGAUGUCAAAGGAGACAAGUACAACUUGAUCUACGGCACACUUCAUCGCUACAGCGUUCCUGAUUAUUACCGCGUUGGACGAGGUAAUGUGCUGGGCCUACCCUCGAGCUACCGAAUAGACCGGGACAGUGUCGUGGAAGACAAGCUGGUUAUAAGAGACGAAACGCAAAGGAAAGGGCUUUCCCGAACCAAGACAAAAAGCAUUCUCUCGGGUCUCAGCAAACAGAACCCCCGGUUGCUCCGCUUCAAACCCCAGUCAUUGCUCGAUGCAGCUGCAGACUUCUCCAAGGAUUAUCUGCCUUUGAGUACUUCCAGUAGUCGAAGGCAUCGGGCGGUUUUUGGAGACCCUGGUUUUGACGAUGAGAAAUACGCAUAUCGCUCUAUUCAUGGCAAGGCGAAAUUGGAAGAUCACUUGCCCAGCGAUGUCGAAGCCACGUCCGACAGUGGCGCAGAUGAAGAUGGCAUCCGUGGAGAUCCUGAUGAGCAGAUCAAGCAGAAGAAUGCGCUGUUGUCGCGGAACUUGGAUAGAAACCCCGCAGACAUUGGUUCCUGGUUUGAGUACAUCGCUCAUCAAGAAUCAUUAUUGCGCGGAUCAGCGGGCGAGAACAAACCCUUGACAUAUGCAGAAAAGCAGAGCUUGGCUGACAUCAAAUUGUCUCUGUACGAGAAGGCUCUUAGUAAAGUUGGACAGAGCGAGGCAAAAGACCGACUUCUAAUUGGCUUUCUCGAGGAGGGUGCAAAGCUCUGGGACACCAAGAAGCUCGCCGCGCAGUGGCAGGCCGUUCUACGUUCCAAUUCGCAAUUUAUAAGCCUAUGGGUGAAAUACCUUGACUUCUGCCAGACUGAAUUUCUAAAUUUCACAUAUCAACGGUGCCUUGAUACAUAUAUCGAGUGUUUGAGAUUGAAUCAGUCUGCGCCAGAGAACCCUGGGAAGUCCCCGGUUCAAAUGUAUCUCUUCCUCCGCUUGACACUUUUCAUGCGCGAAGCGGGAUUCUCUGAGCAUGCAGCAGCUCUCUGGCAGGCAGUACUAGAGGUCGCUUUCUUUCGACCAGAACCUUUGAAGGAAAGGCAUGAUAGCAAAGAGGUCAUCCCGCCAUUCCUAGACUUUUGGGAGUCUGAAGUCGCCCGGAUAGGUGAUGCGGCCGCCAAAGGUUGGAAGUGUGGCAGCAAAGAUCUACCCACUCAGCAGGAAUUCAAUCCCGUGUUUCACCUCGAUCCCAAGAAAUUGAUUCCGUCCUGGGCGCCAUGUGAAAGAGAAAGGAUCACCAAUGCGCGGUUGCCUGCUUUCAGUCUGAACGAAUCCGAGCAGGACGACCCUUACCGUGUGAUCUUGGCCUCCGAUCUCGAUGAGAUCCUGACCCUGGUGUGGGAUGUGGACUCGCCGACACUACUGCUCGAUGGCUUCCUCUCUUUUUGUCGCCUUCCGCCGAUGGUGACGGCGGAGAAUCAGAGCUCUAUUGGCCGUAGAACCGGUGAUCCAUUCGUUCGAAAUGAAGUCAUGAGCAGCUCAAUCUCUAGGAUCGAUGACUGGGUUUCGCGCGCAUCCUCAGCAGACGAAUCUACGGCGCUGUCACCCUUCCGAUUCCCUCAACAUAAUCUUAUCAGCACAAUUGAGACCCUUAUACCUGAGCAAGGGAGAUGGUUCUCGUCUUUAGACGCGUGGAACACAGCCACCUCGAAUUCCGAAUUUGAUGUUGUUCCUAUGUGGGUGCGAAGGGCUCUGAGGUUGCUGGUAGAUGCCAAUCCCAGCAAUGAUGACUUGGCUGAAUUUGCGCUCUGCGUCGAGUUCUCAUGUAGUAGCAAAGACGCGAAGAAGUUUGCGAAGUCUCUACUCAAGAAGAGGUCGUCUAGUUUACGGCUGUACAACGCAUUUGCGCUGAUGGAGCGUCGGUCAGGCAACCACGGCGCAGCUGAUCAUGUCUGGGCAACAGCGCUCUCAAUGAGCAGGGCAUUCCCCGACCAUGACAGAGUGGAUAGCAUCCUACUGUGGCAGACAUGGCUGUGGGAGCUUUUGGACACCGGCAAUAUAGCUCAUGCUUCCUACAUUUUACUGAGCAUCCCACAAGACAGCAUUGAUCUGAGUGCUCUACCCCAAGACUCAACUCAAGCUACCUUCACACCAACCAGCCUCCUCAAAAUCCAAAGCCAUCUUUCCGAGCUCCAAGAAAAGGUCCUCGCCCACCGCAAGGCCACCAACUUCACAGCCAGCACAGCCUGCCUCGCCAUCCUCUCCUACCUCACUAACUCCCAGGACCUCCACAAAGCCCUCGAAGCGUACACGCACGCUCUCGACCGACUCAGCCUCCUCCCCCAGUCAUUGAACCCCGUCCAAACCUACACCACCGAGCUCCUCCACCAAUCCCGCGCAAGACUCCUAUACCACCACAUCCACACCCGCCGCACCUACAAACCCUCGCACAUCCGCGCCCUCUUAUCCGAAAGCAUCACCCUCUUCCCCCACAAUACCAUCUUCCUCUCCCUCUUCGCCUGGACCGAAGCCCGCUUCCGUAUAGACGACCGCGUCCGCAGCGUCGUCCGCGACAUCGCCCGCAAUAGCAACAUCACCACCACCAUCACCAAAAACCCCACGGACCCUUACAAUCUCUCCACCCCACCCAUUCCAAUCACAACGCACCUCUUCUCCAUCUAUACCGAACUCAGCCGCCCAGUCUUCGCCGGCUCCACCGCCCACUCCGUCCGCGCAGCCUUCGAAGAAGCCCUCGGCGACGACACUCCGAAGUCCGCACCCUCAUCCUCACCCCGGAGUUCAACAUCACCAUCAUCCUCCUCAUCAGCCCGCUCCAACCCCUCGACCUGGAAACUCUACAUCCUGUUCGAACUCGCACAGCACGAGAUUCACCGCGCCAAGGAGGUCUUCUACCGCGGCAUGCGCGCGUGUCCCUGGUCGAAGGAGCUGAUCAUGCUGGCAUUCACGCAUCUGCGAGCGGACAUCCUCCGCCCGAGUCACCUCGGGGAUGCACAGCCGCGGAAAGGGAAAGAAGGGAUGGGUUUCGAUGAGCUGCGACAUGUGUACAAUGUGUUGGUGGAGAAGGAGUUGCGGAUCCAUGUUGACAUCGAGCGGGAGCUGGAUGAUCUCGCGGUGAGGAUGGUGGAGAGGCAAGGAGCGGGCGUGGUAGAGUUUGGCGGUGGGGUCAUCCGGAUGCCUGAUGAUGGGGAUGAUAUUAAACAAACAACAAUCCAAGGCAAAAAGAGAUAA
Messenger RNA from Aspergillus aculeatus ATCC 16872, 3558 nucleotides. RefSeq lists its product as uncharacterized. Lineage: Eukaryota; Fungi; Ascomycota; Eurotiomycetes; Eurotiales; Aspergillaceae. Gene Ontology annotation, biological process: regulatory ncRNA-mediated post-transcriptional gene silencing; negative regulation of RNA catabolic process. Bases 1 to 3558 code for a protein of 1185 amino acids. The record is from RefSeq and is a predicted model, not a curated record. Gene Ontology annotation, cellular component: catalytic step 2 spliceosome. The transcript has 4 exons.